CCCUCAGCCGCUUCUCUUCACCCCACCGAUAAAGCUCUCAGCUUUUACUCCCGCCCACCUCUGUCCUUGCAGAUUUGGAAGAAAACAGAGAAAUUUAAGAUGCAGGGUAAGGAGGAAGACGUUAGCUUGGGAGCUAACAAGUUUCCCGAAAGGCAACCUAUCGGAACUGCUGCGCAGACGGAGGAGAAAGACUACAAGGAACCUCCGGCGGCGCCUUUUUACGAGCCUGGGGAGCUCAAAUCCUGGUCUUUUUACAGAGCUGGGAUAGCAGAGUUCGUUGCCACUUUCCUCUUUCUCUAUAUAACUAUACUGACUGUGAUGGGAGUGGUGAGCUCCAAUAAUAGGUGUAGAACAGUAGGAAUUCAGGGGAUCGCUUGGGCUUUUGGCGGAAUGAUCUUUGCUUUGGUGUACUGUACUGCCGGGAUUUCAGGUGGGCACAUCAACCCUGCAGUGACUUUCGGUCUCUUCCUUGCCCGAAAGCUCUCCCUCACCCGAGCUCUCUACUACAUGGUGAUGCAGUGCCUGGGCGCCAUUUGUGGCGCCGGCGUAGUCAAGGGCUUCAAGAAGAGCAUUUAUAUGGCCAACAAUGGCGGAGCUAAUGUCGUCAACCCAGGCUACUCCAAGGGUGACGGCCUCGGUGCCGAGAUCGUCGGCACCUUCGUCCUCGUCUACACUGUCCUGUCAGCCACCGAUGCCAAGAGGAAUGCAAGAGACUCUCAUGUUCCUAUACUUGCACCACUUCCCAUCGGAUUCGCCGUCUUCCUGGUUCACCUGGCCACGAUUCCGAUCACAGGGACCGGCAUCAAUCCGGCUAGAAGCCUCGGAGCUGCCAUAAUCUACAACAGGUCCCAUGCUUGGGAUGAUCAGUGGAUCUUUUGGGUCGGACCGUUCAUUGGGGCUGCGCUUGCUUCCAUAUAUCAUCAGGUUGUCAUAAGAGCCAUUCCGUUCAAGAGCAGGCCAUGAACUUAGUUUUCUGUACUUGUUGCUCCAUCUUUUCUUUCUUAUAUGGUAGCUGAAUCUCUUAUCUGCUUGCUUUGUCUGCUUCUUUGCUUUCUGUGGGUGUAAUUUCUGCUGUCAGCUUGUUUAGGGAUUUUGUAAAUUAUUGUGGGGAUGUUGAAGAACAGUUUUAUGGCGUGGAGUGCUGUCGCUCUUAUCUUGUUAUAUUUGGCUGUUUAUGAUGCAGUAAAAAUGAAACAGGAUCAUUUACAUA
Molecule: messenger RNA, 1210 nt
Organism: Phalaenopsis equestris
Lineage: Eukaryota; Viridiplantae; Streptophyta; Magnoliopsida; Asparagales; Orchidaceae
Product: probable aquaporin PIP1-2
Exons: 4
Coding region: 100-963 (287 amino acids)
Biological process (GO): transmembrane transport; response to water deprivation
Cellular component (GO): vacuole; plasma membrane; plasmodesma
Molecular function (GO): water channel activity
Source: RefSeq, a predicted model, not a curated record